This is a messenger RNA of Chenopodium quinoa (quinoa), 2291 nucleotides long. Its product is annotated as nudix hydrolase 11-like. The transcript is spliced from 4 exons. Gene Ontology annotation, molecular function: coenzyme A diphosphatase activity; acetyl-CoA hydrolase activity. Lineage: Eukaryota; Viridiplantae; Streptophyta; Magnoliopsida; Caryophyllales; Amaranthaceae. The coding region runs from base 1136 to 1978 and encodes 280 amino acids. Gene Ontology annotation, biological process: coenzyme A catabolic process. The record is from RefSeq and is a predicted model, not a curated record.
ACUGACGAAUCAAAGAUUACGAAAAAUGAAAUAGAAGUUAAAUUGUACGGAGUAUUUUGGUGUUGUAAGGGAUAUGGAUGGUUUUUCAAGUUGAUUAUUUUCCUGGUCACCUUUAUAUAUCAUUGAAUAAUUUACAGUAAGUUGUGCCUCCACUGGAACUUCCCUCACUUUCAUCUCUGAAAGCUUCAAUCUUUUACCAAACAGAGAACUAUUUCCCCUGUUGAGUUCAUGAUUUUUGCUAAAUCUACAUUUCGCAUAUUUUUAUCAAUGUACAUAUUGCUUCUAGUUCCAGAAUAAAGUAUGUGAAAGUGGGAUGAAAAUUAGCUCUAAAACAAUUGAUACUAUUAGAUUCAGGAUAAAGCCCAGGAAGAUUUGGAAGCAAAUAGUAGUCUCAUACUAAGUAUUUGGAUCCUGGCUGCUUUUGUCAUAUAUAUGUAGUAGAAGUAUUGUGGCCGUUGUAGAAAAAGGUGGCUAGCGACUUGGGGACUCAACAUGGUGGACAAGUUGAUCUCGCACACUAUAUCGUGAAAGAUCCCCAUCCCUGCAAAUGGCUACUAAGCGGUGAUUUCCAGACAUUAUUAGUUUUGGCUUAUGGAUUGUUAGAGGCAUUGAUUUGUUGAAUAGUGUUGAUUGCUUUCUUUUCACAAGCAUUCUAAGAGCAACAUCAAUUUUGGGCGAUUAUGAAAAUUCAGAAUGAUAACUGAAAGGAUAUUGAGACCUAAUGGAUGGUAGAAAUGUUUCUGGUCAAGUAUUUUGAUUACGCAAGAGUCAGAAAUCCUAUAUACCAAAGAUUGUUUACCAGGGGCGGCUUUAAGAAUUCUCUUUAUAUACCGAAAAUGCAUGUUUCCACAGGCUCAAAUUGACUGUUCCUGAAUUUUCUGAAAGAAAUAAACAAUUUUUCUAUAAAUUUUUGUGAUGGUUUUAUAUUGUUGAUGUUUGCCCUCUUAUUAUUGGUAUGUCCUUUACUUGGCAUAGAUUAUUUUCUAAUUUCAUGAAGAAAAUUAGAAAAGAACAUCUCGAGAAUGUGGAAGAAUAAUGGGACAGUAAAUAGCUAAGAGUAUAUAUUUGUAUUUUUAUUGGACAGCAUUUUAAUUUUUAAUGAUGAGCAACAGAUUUUAAUGUGGCCUAGAUUCUCAUGUUGUGUAUUCACCACCAACCGUACAUAAUAAAGAAAAUUGGUUGGUGGAGACUAAAGUUGGUGAGUUGCCAAAUCCGCCCUGCUAGUUUUACAAGUGAUCUGAUAAUGAAUGCUAAAAUUGAAGCCAGUGGACCGAAGACAUUAUCAGACUUGGCUCAACGGCUCCGCCUGUGUCAGCCUUAUUUGUCUGGAAAUGGUAUUGAUGCUGCCAACGUUGUAAGUUAUGACCGGCCACCAAGACCGCUGACUGAUAGAAGAGCAGCAGUUCUGAUCUGCAUCUUUGAAGGAGACAGUGGUGAUCUGCGAGUCAUUCUCACUCAGCGUUCCUCCACUCUCUCGUCUCACUCCGGUGAAGUGGCACUUCCUGGUGGAAAGGUGGAAGAAGGUGAUGAAGAUGAAGUUGCAACCGCAUUGAGGGAGGCAAAUGAGGAGAUUGGUUUAGACCCUUCACUUGUUGAAGUCGUUUCCGUUCUUGAACCUUUCUCUAUGAAGAAUGGCAUGGUAGUAGUGCCAGUGCUUGGCCUGCUUUUCGACAAAACUGCAUUUCAUCCCAUCUCAAAUAUUACUGAAGUUGAAUCAAUAUUUGAUGCUCCCUUAGAAAUGUUUCUCAAGGAUGAAAACCGAAGAGAAGUGGAGAGGGAAUGGAUGGGUUCAAAGUAUCUCCUCCAUUACUUUGAUUAUGAAGCCGAGGGCAGAAGGUACGUUAUCUUUGCUUUGACUGCUGGCAUCUUGAUAGAGACUGCAUCAAUGGUGUACCAGCAAUCACCUGCCUUUGUAGAGAUGAAGCCUAGUUUCUGGAAUAGACCUGAUAUUGCUAGUACUUCAUCACUUCCUAAAUAAUGUUUAGGCCACAUUCGAUUUAGCAUCGAAAUUUAUCUUAAGCAUCAUAACUAUGUAAGGUGCCUUUCACUAUUGGAAUUUUAACAUCUCCUCAACACUAUACAAAUUAUGUCAUUACUUAGAUUUUUUUUUUUCAAGGUCAUUUAAGAUAAUAUGGAAGAUACAAAAUUGAACUUUCUAAGCUUAAAAGUGAUCAUUAUUUUGGCGAGAAGUAAAAUAUAAAAAUCGGGGUACAACUUUUGUAAUUUUUUUCCUUUUACUUCUUAUGAAUUGCAUUUUGUGAUUAUUUUUGUUUGUCAAAGUUUAAGAGAAC